This is a messenger RNA of Akanthomyces muscarius, 1104 nucleotides long. RefSeq lists its product as uncharacterized. The record is from RefSeq and is a predicted model, not a curated record. Gene Ontology annotation, cellular component: nucleus. NCBI's taxonomy places the organism in Eukaryota, Fungi, Ascomycota, Sordariomycetes, Hypocreales, Cordycipitaceae. Bases 1 to 1104 code for a protein of 367 amino acids. The transcript is spliced from 2 exons.
AUGGCACCCUCUGCCAAAGCACUCAGGGAAGCUCUCAUUGAGGGUACUUGCGACGUCUUCAAGCUGGAGCCAGACACAACGUCUGUCAACAAAGUGCGCCACCACGUUGAGCAAAAAUUGGACCUUGAAGAGGACUUCUUUUCGGGCAAAGACUGGAAGCAAAAGAGCAAGGAAGUCAUCAAGGAAUAUGUCGGCAAAUUGCUAGACGGCUGGACGCCUGAGGAGAAGAAGAAAACGGAUUCGAAAGCUCUCAAAAAGAAACAAACAAAGGUCGAGGAUCCAGAAGACGACGCGACGGGCUCUUCCUCGCCAGAACGAAAGCGAAAGCGCACUGCAGUCGACCCUUCCAACGAUGACGACCUAGAUGGCGAAGACGAGCCCAACAAAAAAGCCAAGUCCGAGUCGAAAUCGCCAGACCACGUUGUCGAUGAAGAAGAAGAAGAGUACUCGGAUGUUAUUGACGAGCCAGCCACCUCGAAGCGCAAGAAGACAAAGAAGGAGCCGGGACAAAAACAGGCCCCCAAGGCCCCGAAGCCCGCCAAGUCGGCCGCUGCGAAAAGGACCAGCGCCGCAGCGGUGGCAGAGCCCUCUGACCCGCUCGAGGCCGAGGUCAAGAAGCUGCAGGGCCAGCUGGGCAAGUGCGGCGUGCGCAAGCUCUGGCACCACGAGCUCAAGGACUGCGACGACGCGCGGGCCAAGAUUCGGCACCUGAAGAGGAUGCUCGCCGACGUCGGCAUCGAGGGCCGCUUCUCCGAGGCCAAGGCCCGCGAGAUCAAGGAGACGCGCGAGCUCCUGGCCGACGCCGAGGCGGCGCAGGAGAUGAACCGCCUCUGGGGCAUGGACUCGGGCGGGCGCAAGAGCCGCCACAAGAGCAGCGGCCGCGGCAAGACGGUGGUGGAGAGCGACGAUAGUGAUGCCGAGAAUGGAAAUGACCACCAAGAGGAAGGUGGCGGUGAUGGCGACGAUGACGAAGGUAAGAACGAGGUACACCAAGGAAACGGCAAAGAUGACGAGGACGAGGACGAGGAUGUCAGCUUCGCGGCGAGAAGACGCAGAGCGCAUGCGGAUUUGGCUUUUCUGGGCGACGACAGCGAUUCUGAUUGA